This is a messenger RNA of Peromyscus eremicus (cactus mouse), 690 nucleotides long. Its product is annotated as protein FAM246C. The record is from RefSeq and is a predicted model, not a curated record. The coding region runs from base 1 to 690 and encodes 229 amino acids. NCBI's taxonomy places the organism in Eukaryota, Metazoa, Chordata, Mammalia, Rodentia, Cricetidae. The transcript has a single exon.
AUGGCGGCAGAGCCCGGGCGUUCGUGGACUCAGGCGCGCACUGCGUACGGCGUUAGAGAGGCGCUGAGGCGAGGCGUGAGCCGCCGGCUGGACCCCGGCUCGCAGCCCAACGGGCCGGUCCCCGAAGAUGUCCGCGCCCCGGGCCGCCUGGCUCGCCUGCGUGGCCAGCUGCGGGCCGAGGCGGCGGGGCGGGCCGAGGCGCCGCGGCUGAUGCGGGUGGUGGAACGCGCGGGCGCGCGAGCCGGGGCGGCGGGGACCAGCGAGAGGAGCGACGCUCGCAGCGGCGGCUCGGUGUGCUCGGUGUGCGGAGAGCCGCGCGGCGGCGCCACCUACCCCGCGGGCGUCCUGGAGGUGAGCGAGCGGCGGCUGCAGGAGGGGCUGGCGGCCGUGCGUGCCGAGCUGGGCGCGGGGCUCGAGGCGCUGCGCGCGGAGCUGCGGACCGAGCUGGACGCCCUGCGCGCCUUGCUGCCACCGCCGCCGCCGCCGCCACCGCCACCCGCCCGCCGUGAGCCCCGCGGUCCCGCCCUGCUGCGGGCGCUCGGCACGGUGAACGCGUUGGUUUCGGCCUCCAGGGCCGCGGAGAACGGUCCGGAUGCUCCCGCGGACGGCCUGGCGAACCGAGCCGCUGCCCGGAAAAACUACAAGAAAACCCCAGUGCCUCCAGCAGCUGCGCAAGGCGGAGGAGAUUGA